Notothenia coriiceps (black rockcod) is the source of this 1715-nucleotide messenger RNA. RefSeq names its product ankyrin repeat domain-containing protein 34B. Bases 190 to 1617 code for a protein of 475 amino acids. The record is from RefSeq and is a predicted model, not a curated record. The transcript is spliced from 5 exons. Gene Ontology annotation, molecular function: protein binding. NCBI's taxonomy places the organism in Eukaryota, Metazoa, Chordata, Actinopteri, Perciformes, Nototheniidae.
AAGUUAGUAUCCUCUCACUUUAUGUUCUGCAGUUUGCUGCAGGCCAGCAACAUGAGGACGCUUCAUACAAGAGCGGGGUUAAACCUUUUAAAGGAUAACGUGAAAUAAUGGCACCAUCUGAAUAAACAAUCUACUUGUUUGUAGAAGAGGAACAGAUACAAAAAGCACUGAAGAGAGAGCGUUAAGGCCAUGGGAGACCCCCUGUCCGACUGCAGCCCCCUCAUCAGUGCAGCAGCCUCCUGUAAGCUGCGGCUGGUCCGCCUGCUGGUGGAGGGGGGAGCUCAGGUCAACAGGCAAAACCCCAAAGGAGAGACCCCGCUCCUGGCUGCCUGUAAGGCCCUGAGAGGGGAGCCUGGUGGGCCUGAGACGGUGAAACUCCUCUCCUACCUGCUGCAGAACAAGGCAGAGCCGAACGCCCAGGACCGGGCCGGACGCACCGCUCUGAUGUACGCCUGCAUGGAGCGGGCAGGAGCUCAGGUGGCGUCCACCCUGCUGGCUGCAGGAGCCGACCCCAGCAUGGAGGAUCACUCCGGGGCCUCAGCACUGGUGUACGCCGUCAACACACAGCACCAACCCACACUGAAGGUUUUGAUGGAUGCCUGCCGGGCGAGGGGUCGUGACAUCAUCAUCAUCACCACACAGGUGAAUGUGAACGGAGGCCCGGUGACCAGGCGUUUCCUGAACGUUACACCGUCUCCUGACUCCUCGCCGGUGUCCUGCAUGUCCCCGUCCGACAUCAUCCUCAAGACGGGCUCCCCCAACUCACCUGAGGGAGAAAACAUCUUCAACUUCAGAGGAACUGGUGACACAAGAGGAAGCAGCAGCAGCAGCAGCAGCAGCAGUGGCAGACCUCCCUCCUGUGAGCUGGGCCAGAGCAGCCACCCCCCGCCCAGACAGAGGAUGUUAUCUGAACCGUGGCUGGCCAUCCACAACCUGGCCUCCCUGAACCGGGCCUACGAGGAGGGCCUGAUGGAGAGGAGCCUGCGGGGUGGGGAGGGGAGCAGAGAGGAUUCAAUAUGGGAGACUGUAGAGAGGGGAGGAGAGGAGCCACACUUUCAUCAGUCCAGGGGGGAAGAGAGGAAGGAAGGUUUGCUUCAAAGGAGGGAUUACAGAUGUGGAGGAGAGAAUUACAACAGAGAGGUUUUUCUUCCGAGGCUGUCUCAGUCAGCCCUCUCCCUGACGGAGGUGAGCUCAUCUCAGGCAACAGCAAGCCGACUCUUCCCUAAGAGGUGUCUGAUGCCCGGAGGUUCAACUUCUGACACCACCACCCUGAAAAGCGGUGUUGAUAAGCUUCCUGCCUGUUUGCCUCCCCACUGCCAGCUCCGCAGGAACACCCUCCCCUCCGUCAUGGUGGUUCCUCCUCCACUUCAACUCCCACCCUUAGUCCACCAAUCAGACUCCCAUCUACAGGUUCCCAUUCCCCAAAGCAGGAGCAUGGUGUUUCUGCCUCACCCGCCCAGCUCCUCUUCACCCAGAGCCCCUGUAAGACUCCGCCGUCUCCUGCCCUCCUCCUCCUGCUCCUCCCUGGCAGCUCCUCGUGCCUCCUGCUGCAGCAAGAGGUCGCUGCGCCGCCACUCAGUACAGCUGGACCAGAUCAGAGGAGGAGAAACAAUUUAGGCAUUCAUCCCUCGAGAGUCUAUUAGGAAACAUCAUUAAAGUUCAAACAGCAAUCUGAAAAUGUGGUAAAGUUGACACUCUUUAAAAGAAAAGCCUCU